GAACACAGGACGCAGUGGUCACAUCACUCGCGCUGCCAGGCUAGCCACCAGCCUGGGCCAGUCCAAGCUCCAGCUGACCUGGGCUCAAAGGCAGCGCGGCUCGCGCUGGUCCCCCGCCGCCCUCCUGCGGUUCCUCCUGCGGGAGCGACCUCGCCCCACACGAGACCACCGCUCCCGGGCUGGCCGCGCCGAGGGCCCAGGGCUCAGCUGGGCAGGAACCAAGGGCGGAGAGCGGCCUGAGUCUCGGGGCGCGGCCACCCAUCAACCUGGUUUCAGCGGUGUGCGCCGUGGUUGUCCAGGCCCGACGCGGGGCCAGUAAACCCGCCGGGCUUAGCGGACACGCCUCCUUGCCGGGCAAACCUCGCUCCGGAGGAGAAAGGGAGAAGCGAGGCGAGCCCUGCGAGGCGCGCCCGACACAGGCGGGGCUGGAGGGACAAAGGGGUGCCCUCCCGAGCUCUCGCCACCGCGCCGAGGUUCAAGGCAGUCAAGGUACAAAAGCUCCGGCAGGAAAAUACCCUGCGGGGUCCCCGCAACGGAGGGGAGGGGGAACGGCCCCGCCCAGGCCCGCCUCGGACGUCGUGCGUCAGCGUGCCCGACUCCGGGCUCCAAUUUCCGCUCCUCCUCCCGCCGGCUGAGAGGACACGCCCAUCGGCACGCGCAGGCCCCAAGGCCUGGUGGGAGCCUCUGGCUGUACGGAUUGGCCCGGCUGAGUACUCACGGACCAAUGGCGCCGGCCCUGGUCCUCAGCCACGCCCCCUCACCAGGCGCGGGCACGCGACCGCUAUCCCGCCGGUGCGCGCUCCGGGAUCCCCGCCCCCUCCGCGUGCGCAGCUCCCUGCGGCCGCCGCCGCCGCCUGUAACCUGCGCCGCCAGGAUGUGGCUGGGGGCUGACGUCGGGUCCAGAUGUGGCCCCGGCCCCGCCCACCCCCGGGGCCGGGCCGCCCACACCGAGCCGCGGCGCGCACGGCGGCUGUCCCGCCUGCCACAAUGCGCGGCGAGGCUGCGGCCACGGCUCGGGGAGGUCGUCCCUAACGUCGCCGCUCGGCAUCCAUAGGACAGGCCGCCACUGACGCCGCGCCGGGGACCCUACUCGUCCGCGCCCCCCAUGCGCUCACUCUGAGGUGCCCAGCCGGGCGGGCGCUUAGCAGACGCGGAGCAGCGCGGGUGACGGCAGAGGCGGCUGCGCGCCCAGCCCAGCCGGCGGAGAGGGCGCGCCGCGCCCCCGCCCCCCGCCCGCUCUCCGGAGGCCGUGGGUGCGGAUGCGCUGCUGACGACUCGCAGCGACUAGCAGUCUCCCGCCUGCCGGCUGGAGCCCGCACCAUGGCAGCCGCCGCCUAUGUGGACCACUUCGCCGCCGAGUGCCUCGUGUCCAUGUCGAGCCGCGCGGUCGUACACGGGCCGCGAGAGGGGCCGGAGCCGGGACCCGAGGGCGCGGGCGCUGUCGCCGCCACGCUGCCCCACGUCGAGGAGCGCCGCGACGGCAAAGACAGCGCCUCGCUCUUCGUAGUGGCGCGGAUCCUGGCGGACCUUAACCAGCAAGCACCGGCACCCGUCUCGGCGGAGCGCAGAGAAGGCGCCGCCGCCCGGAAGGCGAGGACCCCCUGCCGCCUGCCGCCCGCGCCGCCACCCGCCCCCGAGCCCGCCUCCCCCGGUGCUGGAGGCGCGGCGGCCGCGCCUCUUAGCCCGGCGUGGAGCGAGCCCGAGCCCGAGCCUGAGGCGGGUCUGGAGCCCGAGCGAGAGCCGGGGCCCGCGGGGAGCGGCGAGCCCAGCCUCAGACAAAGGGGCCGGCGGGGCCGAAGUCGCGCCGACCUCGAGUCCCCCCAGAGAAAGCACAAGUGCCACUAUGCGGGCUGUGAGAAAGUUUACGGGAAAUCCUCGCACCUCAAGGCGCACCUGAGAACUCACACAGGUGAGAGGCCUUUCGCCUGCAGCUGGCAGGACUGCAACAAGAAGUUCGCGCGCUCCGACGAGCUGGCACGGCACUACCGCACGCACACAGGCGAGAAGAAGUUCAGCUGCCCCAUCUGCGACAAACGCUUCAUGCGCAGCGACCACCUGACCAAGCACGCGCGCCGCCACGCCAACUUCCACCCGGGGAUGCUGCAACGGCGCGGCGGGGGCUCUCGGACCGGCUCGCUCAGCGACUACAGCCGCUCGGACGCCAGCAGCCCCACCAUCAGCCCGGCAAGCUCGCCCUGAGCACCCGCGGGGCGGGGUGGGGCGGGGCGGUGCGGGUCCUGCGGCACAGCCCGCCCCAUCCAGAGGCACUGCCCCAUUCCCCCGCCCGAUGUGGGCCCCCCCCCCCCCGCCCCCGGUCCCAAGGCAUGGCCCCGCCCCGCGGCACCGCCUGAGGACCCGCUGACCCUCACGACAGCCAUGAGCAGAUGCUCUCAUUUCCUCCCGUGAUUCUGUGUCUUUUCCUUUUGUAAUAAGAAUAGAGAGAACUUUAUGAAGUCAACGACAGCAACGAAAAAAACAAUUUUCUUCACCUCAGGUGUCAAAGUAAAUUUGUAAAAAAAAAAAAACAACGAAAAAAUUCCAAAAAACACCAUCCACAGUUGCACAAGAGACAUACCAUGAAGGUGAGAUUCAGCGGUGUUGAACCCCCCCUUUCUCAGGGAUGGACAUGUUCCACGAGGUCAGUGAGGACACCCCCUUCCUGCCGCCUUACUCUGUACAUAGAUUUGCACUCUGGAGUUUUCUUUUAGGUUCGGGCACACACUGGGGCAAGGCAGCGCAGGCAGAGCUCAGCGUGGGCAGCGGGUCAGCCGGUGGGCAGUGUAGAGCAACUUUGGCUACUGACCUUGUGCUUCCAGGGCAGACCCCUGAGCAGGGCCUAGCUCUCUCUUCCUGUCCUCCUGCCCAGGCUCAGCCUGGGAAGCCGGUGCAGGCUCAGAAUACAGGCGGCUCAAAGGGACUUACGCCAUGAUGGGCAAAGGAGCACUCCCCAGGGAGUGGGCAGAAGUCCUGGCCCUCUCUUGGGUGCCUCUUGCAGUGCUGGAAGCAGAUGCAAGCUCGGGUUCGGCAGGCUGCUGCUCGGUCUGAUAUCCACAUAGCCAGGGGUACAAGCCCUGAGGUGGUUCAAGCACAGGGCCACCCGUUGCUGUGUUCCUGCAGAAGUCACUGGGGACCUUCCACCACUAUACCACGUUCUCUGACUGGCCUUCCACAAAGGGAAGUGUCAUUGGUGCAUCCAGUUCCCAUGUUCUCCAGACCACCCCUGCUCUCAAGACACCGUUGUUUGACCUGGUGGAUAGAGGUGGGCCACUCUCCCAUGUGCGGAGCUGUGCGUGUAACCACACUUGGCACUUCAGAGAGACUGUCCCACGCCAAGAGACUGGAACAUUGUGACUUGGGACUUUGGGGGUGUGGCGAGGCGCAUGUUAUAGGAAAUGAGGUCGGAGAAUGUGCAUUUCUCUUUCUUCUGGGGGCAACACUGGACAAAAGUUGUGGGAAACACUUUUCUCAGACCCAUUGUGUCCCCAUCUUAGAAUUAGCGAACCCCCAGCUUCUCCACAAGCUCUUUGUGCCCUGGACCCCUCCCUCCUCUCUGGCUUCUUCCCCCCUGCCUGUGGGGCACCAGGGUGCAGGGGCCCCAUUGCCAGCCUUCCCAUGCUAAAAGAGGAGGGGUGGAGAUCCUGGACAUUUCUCCCAGAGCCCAGACCCUGGGUGGGUCAGGCUGGGCUCUAGCGUGCCCCUCUGUGGACUCCUCUGCCCAUUGCCCAGGGAGUUCCCUUCCUCCAGGGAGUUGGGGCCUGUAAAUAAAGUCCCCUGGACAGUGUGUGUGUGGGUGUGGGUGUGUGUGUGGACGUGUUGGGGCAAGGGUGUGGGUUUGGGAAGGACAUGGGGUAUCUUACAGAGACCUCUCUUCAUUUUGAUAAGGAGGAAUGACCCUUGGGACCUCAGAGGGCUGUAAGUGGGCUUCCCUGAGCCCAGAGUGCCUUGGUUCUGGCCAUCCUGCUUCCACCCCUACCUGAUCACGGAGAAGGGUGCAGCACAGAGAAGCCCCAGAGACCCCAGCUCAGCUGGUGCUCAUAGCUUCUGGGCAGCUCCAGAGUAGAUGGGUGCCUUCUGUACAUAGUGACCAGGGGUGGCAGUCUGCCAUCUGCAACAUUCUGGGCCCCCAUUUCUCACUCUACUCUGUGUCACCUGGGAUUGGCCAGUGGUGUGAUGGUGGCUUCUGAGUAGCAUGAUAGGUACUAGGUUGGGCAGUAGCGUUGUUCUUGCUGUGGGUGGGAAUAGUGUGGGAUGUGCACCUGGUUGGGUGCAGAGCUGGCUGCCCUGGCUCUGUUUGGGCUGCAUGACAGCCCUGCUUGCAUUUGGUUCAGGAGAGAGAACGGGAUAUGCUACGGACAUGGGACAGAGCAGUGCCCUGAGUACCUGGGCCCGGAUCCAAAGAGAGGUCCAGCAGUGCCCUCGGAGGUCCCUCCCAAAGUUGUUUCUGUGUGGGGCAGAGAAAGCCACACUCUGAAAUACAUUUCAUGACUCAGGAACUCACAUUCCAAGUUCAGGAAUUUUAUUCCAAAGUCCUUUGGUGCGCUCACUGCCCAUGGGUCCCCGAAGGCAGGGAGAGGGGCCUGUGUGUCUCUGGGAGGCCACACGGUGCAUCCCCUGGAGGGGCCAGGUGUCUCCUUGUGACCUGCCCACUGCACUGCAGAUGGAGACUUUCUAAACCCACGUCUCUCUGCACAUAGAAAGGGGGAAAAGGACUCUAAACCAAGUCAUCUUGGAAUAAAAGAAGAGCUGGUUUGUUUUAGAGGUGGGAUGGGGGGUGGGGGAGGGAAAGUGGGCGUUUGCUGUUUCCAAAGAGAGCACUUAAUUUAAUUUUUCCUCUAAGUGACCCAGGGCUGUUCCGUCUGGUAGAUGGAAGGGUAACAUUGCCUUAAAACAGAAAUAUGCAGGUGUUGGCUAUUUUUGGCAGAUGAGCGCGUCUUCAUUCCCAAAGUAGUUCUGGUCUAAUGGCAGGGUGCGGUCCUUCCAAAGUUGGCCUGGCCUGGGAGAUGGGCCACUGUUCUUCUGAUUUGGGGCACUUGGAGGGAAUUCCUGCCCAGCACGCCCAGCACUUGGCCUGGGGCACUAGCCAGCAGGCUGUCCUGACUCAUCUGGGGCUAAAAUUUAUCUCACUUAAAGGGUGGGAAAACUCCAUGAAUCUCAGGCUAGGUUCGAGUGGGCUCUUGCUGGCAUCUCAUCAUCAGGGUGUGGGGAGUGCAUGUGGAAGAGAGUGGUGGGCCCUGGAGAGCUGCCCUCGCCCAGGCCCCCACAGCAAGCAGUUCCACAGGGAACUCUUGAGCAGCCUGCAUUUUUUCUAGGAUGUAGAGUGUCUUCCCAGCCUGGGUCUGUUUCAGGGUCUUUCAUUUUUCUGGUUUAUGGCCAUGCUUGCUGGCUUCAGUGUGAGGAACACAUAGGACUCCUUAGAAACAAUAGUGAAAACAAACCUUUAUUUUGCAGCUGACCCCAGUUCUCAAGCAGGCCCGAGGGGCAGAGAUCUCCAGAUGAAGGUUUCCGGAGUGAAAGAGGGGUUCCCCUUCAAAAAAAAAGGAGAGACUGGCUUUAGCCAUGCCCCAAACAAGGAAGCCCUUUCUGCAUCAAUCAUAUUAGGGUUGUCGGCUCUCCAUAUGCCUAUCCAAGCCUGCAGCCAUCUGGGAAGAUGAAGCCCCUUCCACAAAGGACCCUGGGGUCCUCUCCUGUUGGGUGCUACAUAGGAAUGGGCAGUGAUGCCCUUGAUGGGGAUGCGGUCCUGGAGGUGCCCUACCUGUACCCCACCUGCAGCCCUUGAGGUGCAGGAAAACUCCCUUUUAUUCUGAGGCCAUGCAUCCGGGCAGGUGCAGGAUUCGCCAGGGUGCAGCCUCCAGGUGCAAACAUCACAGCGCUGGGGUCCCCAGACCAUGGAAAGUGAUGUGAAGGUGGGGACAGCCAGGCCACAGGUGGCCCCCAGCCUGCUAGUUGGGACAUGUAGACAGGGCAGGUGGCUUUCUGUGGUCCAAGUGAAGGGGGACAGAGGUGGGGUCUCCAUUCGUCUUCUGCCCCCAGCAUAGCGUCUCCAGAAGACCCGGCUGCUUUUCUUGCCAGAAGCAGGUGCUAAGGUGGCUGCCCAGGGUCAGAGCACUCCCUGGACUCGCCCCUUGAUCUCAGCAAGCGGGUGUGCCACAGGGAAGCAUGAUCUGAGCAAUAGCGUCCCCUCAUUUCUUAACUCCUGGUUUCGGCUGUGUUUACAAGGCUACCUGAAUUUUUUUAUUUCAGACAGCUAUCACUGAUUUUUUUUUUUAAACCCUUUUUACAGAGUCAUUCAAAGACUCAGUACUGAAAGAUUUGAAGGGCCCUGAUGUAUCGGUCACGUUGCAACCUGUAAGAAAAUCUUUGCAGGUCACCCACAUCUUUGCUCUCCAAAGAUUCCAUGUAUGAUUGUGGUGACUUAUUUUCCAAAGCUAAAAUCAUGUGGGCUGACACUUCUUUGAAUUCAGGAUUGCCCUGGGAAAAGCCAGAUCCUAUAACUGAUUUUCCUGAUUCUGAGGCUGGGUUUCAAAGGUUUGUCCCAGACACAUUCCAGAGAAUUUUGUACCAGAAUUUGGAUGCACAAUCCAGCUUACUACUGAUAAAUGCUGAACCUUGUUUAGGGAGAGGCCCUCCCCCCAACCUGCUGUUCUUUGUCUUAGUUGUUGGAAGAGUUGGAUUUGGUGGGAGCCAUGAGCCUCGGGGACCACACUUGGUUUCUACUGACCCCCUGUCAUGAUAUGGGACUUGCAGUGUGCCACCUGGCCCUGCCCAGCCUCUGCCCUUCUCAUGCAGCUUUAAAACCAUACUACUUGUAUUUAAAGAUGAACAGGAUGGGAGAAAGUGGUGUUCCCUGCCCUGUGCACCAUGCAUUUCCCCUGGGGCGGGGGGGGGGGGGGGGGCACAGGAAGCAUGGGGGCAGGGAAGGGAAUGCAAGAGCAACUUUCUCCCAGAAUUGGGGAACUCUUCCCAGUGACAUGGCAACAGGCUGCUGCACAUGCUCCUUUGGAAACCAAGUGUGUGAACUGAAUGCCUGCUAAGCAUCCACAGGCCUGGGUGAAGGCUGUCUCUCCCACUCAGCACAGGGGUGCCUGUGCUGGACCCCUCCCUCCCCAGCCUGCCCCCCAUGGAGCAGGAGACCACCUCCCACGGUGGCUCAGACACUGGUUAGAUGGGGCAGCAUCCAUUCCUGGGUCAGGGUGCCUGUCUCUGGGUCUGUGGUUGGGAGGCUUUGCCCCCAGGCCACACUCUGAAGAGUCCCUUGUGCCAGGUCCCAAGGACCUUGAGGGCUGGAAGGCAUCACUCUCCUGAGCAGCUGUACAUUGUCCGGCACGGGCCAACUGUGGCUCCCAAGGGGCCGGAACUACUGUGUGCGAGUGCUGCGCCCACAGCCACCCGGACUCCACACAGACAGCCCCUCCCCCGUCCAAAGCCAUUGAUGGAGCUUCUCUGGAAUUGUUUGCCAAAAUCCCAAGGUAGAAUCCAAGGGUCCAAGACCAUUUCCAUCAAGUACACAUUUUCCUUUUCUGUAGGAACGUUUUUUGUUGUUUUUAUAACCAGCACCACAUCAUGCUUCCGAAGACUGCAUUUCAUCUUUCCUGGAUCACUACAGUGAAGUAUUACAGUUGUACAGUUUCCAGUCUGGCCUUGGCUUGCUCGGAUAAAACUUUGUAUGUAUUUUGUAAGGCAUAGAUUCUAUAUUGUAAUGAUGUCCUAUGCAAAAAGAAAAAAAUUAACUAAAAAUUGUAAAUUUUAUUGUUUUAACGUGUAUGCAUGUUUAGUGAUGUUUACAUUUUGAAAUAAAAUUUAUGAUUCAUUA
Phacochoerus africanus (Common warthog) is the source of this 7810-nucleotide messenger RNA. It is a transcript of the gene KLF13, whose product is annotated as KLF transcription factor 13. Gene Ontology annotation, biological process: regulation of transcription by RNA polymerase II. Gene Ontology annotation, molecular function: RNA polymerase II cis-regulatory region sequence-specific DNA binding; DNA-binding transcription factor activity, RNA polymerase II-specific. Lineage: Eukaryota; Metazoa; Chordata; Mammalia; Artiodactyla; Suidae. The record is from RefSeq and is a predicted model, not a curated record. The transcript has 2 exons. The coding region runs from base 1321 to 2199 and encodes 292 amino acids.